AUGGUGAUAACAAGUGUUUACCCCAGAUAUUCCCAUGUAACCCCCUUCCCCUCAGCCUUUAUUCUUCCCCUCUUUCUUACUCUCUGUUGCUGCGUCCUCUUUCAGCAACUAAAUUCUCACUCAGUUGUCCCUCUUCUUGAUCCCCCUCCACCUCUGCCCACUAGUUCUUUUCGAACUUUCCCUCUUAAUGCAGAGACCUGUGAAACAGCGAGUAACAUCCACAAAGAGCUGUGGCAGGUGGGAUUUCUGGACCCCAUCAGCCUCCCCCCUGCAUGCUUGCCUCUCUCACUCUCUCUCUCCCUCUCCCUCUCUCUGUCUCUUUCCCACUUGCUCCUCAUCUCUCCGUCCGUUAUUAUCCAUUUCUGUGUAUGGGCAAGGAGGGCUAACAUGGACUCUUUGGGUCUUUUUAUCCUGUUAAUGCUUCUGUGUUUCCAGUGGACAGCUGCCCAUGCUGCUGAAGAUGUUUCUUGGUCCUACAAAGGAUUGGUGGGUCAGACUGAGUGGCCCGAGUAUUUCCCUGAAUGUGGAGGCACCUCUCAGUCUCCUGUUGACGUGGUAACUACGCAGACUAAAUAUGACCCCAGUUUGAUCCCUUUGACACCACUGGGCUACGAUCAGCACGGAAACAGGCCCUUCACUCUGUACAAUAAUGGACACACGGCUGUGAUCGAGCUGCCAGAGUGGAUGGGUAUCGGAGGUCUGCCAUGGCUCUUCACAGCUGUGCAGUUACACCUCCACUGGGGCAGCGGUGGGCCGAGCCACGGGGGCAGUGAACACACCAUCAACGGGCUGAGUGUGGAUGCGGAGCUGCAUGUGGUUCACUACAACUCUGAGCUCUACCCCAACAUGUCCAUAGCCAUGACGAAGAGAGACGGCUUGGCGGUUUUGGGGAUUCUCAUUGUGACAGGUGAGGAGACCAACCCAGGAUUUAACAACAUCAUCAAUUACCUAAGCCGCAUCAGACAUGCUGAUCAGAAGGUCUACAUCCCCGCCUUUGACAUCAAGUCUCUGCUCCCCAGCGAUCUGGGAAGCUAUUAUCGCUACAAUGGAUCUCUAACAACACCGCCGUGCUACCAGAGUGUCAUCUGGUCCGUGUUUAAUGAGAGAGUUCAAAUCUCAAAGGCACAGCUUCUGAGGAUGGAGACAUUACUUUACUCAAGUAAAUCAGCAGAGCCAGACAGGAUGCUGCUGCAGGACAACUAUCGAGCAACGCAACUGCUCAACCACAGGGCUGUCUUUGCCUCCUUCUCAGCGGAAUCAGGGAAGGAGCUCUCUUCUGGUGAAGUCACAGCUAUAGUCAUUGGAGUGAUGUGUGGCUGUGUAGGUCUGGCAGUGAUCAUUCGCUUCAUUGUGAAGACGAUACGAUUUUUUACACUCCUUCAUCUUGAAACAGUUGCGGUAAACAGCUCUACUUCUAGCUGGGACGUCCUACACAAUAACCGGCCGGCUCCCAUGCCAAGGGCAAAGGAGCAAGAAAAGGCAAAAGAGACCAAACUAGAUGUGACUGUGAACUCAACGUCUGCAGGAGAAAAGAAAGAUGAGGUGUCACUGUCUCCACAGAUGGUGCCAUCGCUCACAGCACAUGACACUUGAGAUGUUCUUGUUCUCAUCCAGAGUUUUAUCAAUUGUGAAGUCAACAGUACACAGGAGAAAUUACCUGUGGCCAUGAUCAUUAGUCUGUUUCUGUUUCUACCACCCAAAUUCAGAGAUGUUGGCAGCCUCGGUGUGAGUCAUUUCUUUCAGUUUGCACAGAAGCACUUGUUUUCAGUACGUCGGUUUGUUGGCUCUGAGUCAUAUGUUUGCUCAGGCAAUGCUUGGGAGUCAUGACUGGUUUGUGUAAAUACUUUGUUAAAUAUUUUUUCUCUGUUUCACAUGUUGGACUGUUAUUAAAUCUUGUAAUUCCUGCCUCAAAAACACAAGCACACUGCACUGUAUGAAAUGUCAUAGACGUAUGAAAUGUUGACCUAUGAAUUCAUACCCAAUGUAUAAUUUUGACUUUCUUUUGCACCACUUUAAGAGCACUGACAACACAAAAUGUAUCAUUUUAUAAUUGAACAUACUGUAGGAGUGAAUGAUGAAGGCCUUAAUGGUAUUAAAAGUGUAAUGUAUAAACUCAAAACGCACAUUAUCAUGUCGUAUAUUUAUGUGCAUGUGUUCUUCUACUUGAAAAAUGAUUCUUUGUGCCAUAAAUCAUGUUUGUCUGAUGGAUCUUUUUUUCUGUACACAAG
Messenger RNA from Cheilinus undulatus (humphead wrasse), 2228 nucleotides. RefSeq names its product carbonic anhydrase XIV (gene ca14). The transcript has 13 exons. NCBI's taxonomy places the organism in Eukaryota, Metazoa, Chordata, Actinopteri, Labriformes, Labridae. The record is from RefSeq and is a predicted model, not a curated record. Gene Ontology annotation, molecular function: carbonate dehydratase activity; zinc ion binding. The coding region runs from base 1 to 1593 and encodes 530 amino acids. Gene Ontology annotation, cellular component: plasma membrane.